AUGGCGAUGCGCCCAUACAACCGCGAUCUAUCUAGAGACGCCAACACCCCCAAAGUCGACACCCGAAUCAAGCGCAAGGACGUGAAGGAUGCGAUCGAAAAGCUACACCAGCCCAGAACUACUCGCGCUGUCCAAGCUAACCCCACGAUACAGACGCAUGUCAAUGCUCCCGGCCUAAUGAACCAAUUGCUCUCACUUCCAGGCGAACUGCGCAACUUGAUUUACCACUACACUCUCAACAUCAGCACACCCAGCCAACCCACUACACGCAUCCCCUAUGCUCUCCCCUCAAACGAAAACGAGCACCGGAACCAAGGUCUCGGCCUGCUCCAAGCCAACCAGCAGAUCACCGCAGAAUCACGCUCCUUGAUCGAAGCCCUCGACACCGCGUACAUCCCCGUCACAGGCCGCAUCCCCUAUGGCCAAAUGAUCGAGCAAGUCCUAACCACCGGCCCAUCCUCACUCCCCAGCAUCGACAGCACUCUACUCGCCGGCCUCACUUCCUUCAUGAGCGUGCACAUCCACCUGCACACCGGCUUCCUCCCGGGCAAUCCAUCGCCGCGCCUCGACCCCGCAAGCGCCUUUCUCUACGGCCGUCUCCGCCAAGUGCUCAUCAUCUUCAGCGCCGCAUCCGCCGCUCUAUCAGCCAAACACGACGGGAAAAAGCGCCGCGCGGAUCAGCACACCGAGUGGGAGCUGCGGUACUACGUGUAUACCAGCGAUCAGGCGCGAGAGGAGGUGUAUUGGCCCACGUGGGAUGAAGGGUUGAGGGAGGAGUUGGACGUGGUGGUGGAGAUUUGCGCGCCGUUUGAGAAUGUGAGCGUGAGGGCGGAGGUGUAUGGGGAGGCGGAGUGGAGUGUGGAGGGGGAGAGGGUGGAGGUGACGAGGGAGAUUACGACGAGUGCGAAGGGGUUGGUGAACUGGCCGGAGGAUGUGCCGUGGAGGUUGGAGCCGCCGAGUUUCUGCGCGGUGGCUGAACGGGGCCCUCUGGGAUUGACUGGCGAGGAUAAUAACGCUUGACGAGGUGCUGCAUUUCGAAGAGCAAUGUGAGUUGCCUUCCUUGCGGUGAUGGCAUUCAUCCGUACUGUACAUAAACAUCUUCCUGUAAAGAGGGAUGCGAAGGGAAUGUAGACUCGAAAUCCAACAAUGCUUUGAAGCCAGGCAACGAACUGUGAAUUCGAAAGUAACCAAGAUAGUGAAAGAAACCCCCCGUCAACUUUGCUGAACUCUUAGCUAAUUAGAACCAGUACCGAAGAGCGGGAGCCCGGUAGAAGUCAUCAGUGUCCCAAGUGACUCGCCAGAUAACCGUGAUAUUGAACCGAGCCGUGUCAACCUGAAGCUGCAAAUUUG
Molecule: messenger RNA, 1350 nt
Organism: Trematosphaeria pertusa
Lineage: Eukaryota; Fungi; Ascomycota; Dothideomycetes; Pleosporales; Trematosphaeriaceae
Exons: 2
Coding region: 1-1020 (339 amino acids)
Source: RefSeq, a predicted model, not a curated record